This is a messenger RNA of Mercurialis annua (annual mercury), 1459 nucleotides long. RefSeq names its product agmatine deiminase. Bases 119 to 1246 code for a protein of 375 amino acids. The record is from RefSeq and is a predicted model, not a curated record. Gene Ontology annotation, molecular function: protein-arginine deiminase activity; agmatine deiminase activity. The transcript is spliced from 10 exons. Lineage: Eukaryota; Viridiplantae; Streptophyta; Magnoliopsida; Malpighiales; Euphorbiaceae. Gene Ontology annotation, biological process: putrescine biosynthetic process.
CCCACUUCACACUCUUCAUUUCUCACGCCAAAGUUUUGUUCUUUAUAUAGAAUACUCCAUUUCAAUCCAAUAUUACUCUAGGAUUGGCAGCAUAACUAGUGCCAGAGGGUGUGUGGAAAUGGGCGAAUUGACAGGAACUCCAGCUCUCCAUGGAUAUCAUAUGCCUGCUGAGUGGGAGUCUCAUUCUCAGACUUGGAUGGGCUGGCCUGAACGUCCAGAUAAUUGGCGAGACAAUGCGGUACAUGCCCAGCAAGUUUUCGCCAAGGUAGCUACGGCAAUUUCAAAGUUUGAGCCUGUCACUGUUUGUGCUAGUACUGCGCAGUGGGAAAUUGCUCGAAGUCAGUUACCAGAACAUAUUAGAGUUAUUGAGAUGGGUAUGAACGAUUCUUGGUUUCGUGAUUCUGGGCCAACUUUUGUUGUGAAAGCUUCAAAUGCUGGUAGCAUGGAGCAAAAGGUUGCAGGAAUUGAUUGGGUGUUUAACAGUUGGGGAGGGGUUGAUGAUGGUUGUUAUCGAGAUUGGGGUCUUGACCUUCUUGUGGCAAGGAAGAUUCUUGGAAUUGAGAAGGUCUCCCGGUUUCCCCAUUCAAUGGUUCUUGAAGGUGGAAGCAUCCAUGUUGAUGGAGAAGGAACAUGCCUUACCACCGAGGAGUGCCUUUUGAAUAAAAACCGGAAUCCACAUUUAACUAAAGAGCAGAUAGAAAAUCAGCUGAAGGAAUAUCUUGGAGUCCAGAAGGUUAUUUGGCUGCCUUAUGGAUUAUAUGGUGAUGACGACACUAAUGGUCAUAUUGACAAUAUGUGUUGCUUUGUGAGGCCUGGUGUGGUGUUAUUGUCUUGGACUGAUGAUGACAAGGAUCCUCAGUUUGAACGAUCCAUGAAGGCCUUGUCUGUUCUCUCCAAUACUACUGAUGCUAAAGGCAGGAAAUUUGAAAUAAUUAAACUCCAUGUCCCAGGACCUCUUUAUAUGACAGAAGAAGAAGCUGCUGGAGUCAUUGAUGAAGGGGAUGCGAAACCAAGACCUCCUGGCACAAGACUUGCUGCUUCAUAUGUGAAUUUCUAUAUUACCAAUGGAGGAAUCAUAACACCACAAUUUGGAGAUCAGAAGUGGGAUGAUGAAGCUGUUCGAGUCCUCUCUCGAGCUUUCCCAGAUCAUGAGGUUGUGAGAAUUGAAGGUGCAAGAGAAAUCGUCUUGGCUGGUGGAAAUAUCCAUUGCAUCACUCAACAAGAAGCUGCGGGUCCUCCUAGUUAAAUUUUAAAAUAUUACCAAUGAGUUAUAACUCGAAUAGGUUAACUCACUGCUUCCAUUGGUUGUGGAAGUUACCAAAAUCUCAUAUACUAUAGUCCUGCCACAAGCAACUAUUAGAUAAAAAAAUGUUAUCUCAAUUGUUCUGACCGAAACCGGAACUAGAUUGUGAAAUGGAUUGCGUUGUGGUUAUGAUGAAAUAAGACACAUUCUCAACAA